GUCAUUGGAGGAGCUUGAAGUUGAAGGCUCCUGCUAAAAAUCAGUACGUUUCAUUUUGCAGUUACUGGGAGGGGGCUUGCUGUGGCCCCAUCAGGAAGAGUAGCGCUCUGGUCCAGCUCCGCGCAGGGACGGAGCCUGUCACCAUGCCGGCCUGCUGCAGCUGCAGUGAUGUUUUCCAGUAUGAGACGACCAAAGUCACUCGGAUCCAGAGCAUGAAUUAUGGCACCAUUAAGUGGUUCUUCCACGUGAUCGUCUUUUCCUACGUUAGCUUUGCUCUGGUCAGUGACAAGUUGUACCAGCGGAAAGAGCCUGUCAUCAGUUCUGUGCACACCAAGGUGAAGGGGAUAGCAGAGGUGAAAGAGGAGAUCGUGGAGAAUGGAGUGAAGAAGUUGGUGCACAGUGUCUUUGACACUGCAGACUACACCUUCCCUUUGCAGCUUUUUAGAGGCACAGCCACCAAGCCAGCAAGGUCUGCCUAGAUUUAGAAGGACAGAGAACUUUCUACCGAAGAGUACCAGCCCUUCUAGAUUGUGUGGCGUUUUAUCAACAAAAACGACUCCAGGAGACCAUUCUUGGGGGAACUCUUUCUUCGUGAUGACAAACUUUCUCAAAACAGAAGGCCAAGAGCAGCGGUUAUGUCCCGAGUAUCCCACCCGCAGGACGCUCUGUUCCUCUGACCGGGGUUGUAAAAAGGGAUGGAUGGACCCACAGAGCAAAGGAAUUCAGACCGGAAGGUGUGUAGUGUAUGAAGGGAACCGGAAGACCUGUGAAGUCUCUGCCUGGUGCCCCAUCGAGGCAGUGGGAGAGGCCCCCCGGCCUGCUCUCUUGAACAGUGCGGAAAACUUCACCGUGCUCAUCAAAAACAAUAUCGACUUCCCCGGCCACAACUACACCACGAGAAACAUCUUGCCUGGUUUAAACAUCACUUGUACCUUCCACAAGACUCAGAAUCCACAGUGUCCCAUUUUCCGACUAGGAGACAUCUUCCGAGAAACAGGAGAUAAUUUUUCAGAUGUGGCAAUUCAGGGCGGAAUAAUGGGCAUUGAGAUCUACUGGGACUGCAACCUAGACCGUUGGUUCCAUCACUGCCGUCCCAAAUACAGUUUCCGUCGCCUUGACGACAAGACUACCAACGUGUCCUUGUACCCCGGCUACAACUUCAGAUAUGCCAAGUACUACAAGGAAAACAAUGUUGAGAAACGGACUCUGAUAAAAGUCUUUGGGAUCCGUUUUGACAUCCUGGUUUUUGGCACCGGAGGAAAAUUUGACAUUAUCCAGCUGGUUGUGUACAUCGGCUCAACCCUCUCCUACUUCGGUCUGGCCACUGUGUUCAUUGACUUCCUCAUCAACACUUACUCCAGUAACUACUGUCGCUCCCAUAUUUAUCCCUGGUGCAAGUGCUGUCAGCCCUGUGUGGUCAACGAAUACUACUACAGGAAGAAGUGCGAGUCCAUUGUGGAGCCAAAGCCGACAUUAAAGUAUGUGUCCUUUGUGGAUGAAUCCCACAUUAGGAUGGUGAACCAGAAGCUACUAGGGAGAAGUCUGCAACAUGUCAAGGGCCAAGAAGUCCCAAGACCUGCAAUGGACUUCACAGAUUUGUCCAAGCUGCCCCUGGCCCUCCAUGACCCACCCCCGAUUCCUGGACAACUAGGGGAGAUGCAGCCGCUUAGAGAGGAGGCGACUCCUAGAUCCAGGGACAGCCCCGUCUGGUGCCAGUGUGGAAGCUGCCUUCCGUCCCAACUCCCGAAGAGCCACAGGUGCCUGGAGGAGCUGUGCUGCCGGAAAAAGCCAGGGGCCUGCAUCACCACCUCAGAGCUGUUCAGGAAGCUGGUCCUGUCCAGACACGUCCUGCAGUUCCUCCUGCUCUACCAGGAGCCCUUGCUGGCGCUGGAUGUGGAUUCCACCAACAGCCGGCUGCGGCACUGUGCCUACAGGUGCUACGCCACCUGGCGCUUCGGCUCCCAGGACAUGGCUGACUUUGCCAUCCUGCCCAGCUGCUGCCGCUGGAGGAUCCGAAAAGAGUUUCCCAAGAGUGAAGGGCAGUACAGUGGCUUCAAGAGUCCUUACUGAAGCCAGGCACCAUGGCUCACGUCUGUAAUCCCAGCCCUUUGGGAGGCCGAGGCAGGCAGAUCACCCGAGGUUGGGAGUUGGAGACCAGCCUGGCUAACAAGGCGAAAUCCCGUUUGUACUAAAAAUACAAAAAUCAGCCAGACAUGGUGGUGUGCACCUGUAAUCCCAGCUACUCGGGAGGCUGAGGCACGAGAAUCACUUGAACCUGGGAGGCGGAGGUUGUAGUGAGCCGAGAUUGUGCCACUGCACUCCAGCCUGGGAGGCACAGCAAACUGUCUCAAAAAAAAAAAAAAAAAAAAAAGAGUCCUUACCGAUAGCAGGGGCUGCAGUAGCCAUAUUAACAUGACCUUUACUAGCAACUUGAACUUCACCUGCAAAGCUCUGUGGCCACAGUUUUAGCCAAAGGGAAAUGUGCUUUCAUCUUCUAUAGCUCUCUGUGUCUGACAGCAAAGUGACCUGGUUAAACAAACCAGAAUCCCUCUGCAUGGACUGAGAGCAAACAGAUUGAGAUGUCAGUUUCAACUCUGUCCCUAGGAAGUUGUGUGACCCUAGGCCUCUCACCUCUGUGCCUCUGUCUCCUCGUUGCCCAACUACUAUCUCAGAGAUAUUGUGAGGACAGAUUGCACAUGAACUGUCUCGUUAAUGUUUAAAGAUCUACGUGAAUGCAAAACAUUUCAUUAUGAGGUCAGACUAGGAUAAUGUCCAACUAAAAACAAACCCUUUUCGUCCUGGUUGAAGAAUGUGGAGGACUAAAGGUGGCCACAGAUUCUUUGACACUCAAGUCCCCCAAGACCUAAGGGUUUUAUCUCCUCCCCUUGAGAAUGGGUGGCUCUGAUUGUUUUAUCCAAAAGUGGAAGUGACAUUGUGUCAGUUUCAGAUCCUGGUCUUAAGAGGCUGACAGCUUCUACUUCCUGUCCCUUGGAACUCUUGCUAUCGGGGAAGCCAGACUCCAUUUAAAAGUCUUCCUAUCCUGGCCAGGUGUGGUGGCUCACACCUGUAAUCCCAGCACUUUGGGAAACCAAGGCGGGUGGAUCACUUAAAGUCAGGAGUCCGAGACCAGACUCGCCAACAUGGUGAAACCAUAUCUCUAAUAAAAAUACAAAAAUUAUCUGGGCAUGGUGGCGGGCACCUGUAGUCCUAGCUAUCAGGAGGCUGAGACAGGAGAAACACUUGAACCUGGGAGGUGGAGGUUGUAUUGAGCUGAGAUCGUGCCACUGCACUCCAGGUUGGGUGACAGAGUGAGACUCCAUCUCAAAAAAAAAAAAGUCUGCCUAUCCUGAGACCACCCUGCUAUGAGGAAGCCCAAGCAGCCAUGUGGACAGUGCCUGACCAGCCCCAGCUUUCAAGCCAUCCAAGCCCAGUCACCAAACAUGAGAGAGAAGAAGCCUUGAGGUGAUUCUGGACUCUACUAACGUAUUACUGAUACCACUUGAUACAUCCCAAGUGAGAACUGCCCCAUAAAUCCAGAAAACCAAAUUGUUAUCUUAAGUCACUAAGUUUUGGGCUUGUCUGUUCCACAGCAACAGAUAACUGGAACAGAGAGCAAGCCUGACGAAUGGGCACACAGACUCAGCCCAUACCUUCCCUGGUUCUAAUGUUCUUAGGGAGCCCAGACUAACCCUGGAACUCUCAGGAACUUAGGUUUCCACUGGACAGUUCUAGAAGGGCUAUGGACCAAAUCAGGUAACUCACCAGACCAGCCUUGGAAUCUAUCAAAUCUAACUGCUGAGCUACACA
Messenger RNA from Mandrillus leucophaeus (drill), 3807 nucleotides. It is a transcript of the gene P2RX7, whose product is annotated as purinergic receptor P2X, ligand gated ion channel, 7. NCBI's taxonomy places the organism in Eukaryota, Metazoa, Chordata, Mammalia, Primates, Cercopithecidae. The transcript has 14 exons. Gene Ontology annotation, cellular component: nuclear inner membrane; plasma membrane. Gene Ontology annotation, molecular function: purinergic nucleotide receptor activity; extracellularly ATP-gated monoatomic cation channel activity; ATP binding. The record is from RefSeq and is a predicted model, not a curated record. Bases 595 to 2070 code for a protein of 491 amino acids. Gene Ontology annotation, biological process: response to ATP; monoatomic cation transmembrane transport.